This is a messenger RNA of Ailuropoda melanoleuca (giant panda), 3447 nucleotides long. RefSeq names its product SPNS lysolipid transporter 3, sphingosine-1-phosphate (putative) (gene SPNS3). Bases 355 to 1857 code for a protein of 500 amino acids. Gene Ontology annotation, biological process: transmembrane transport. The transcript has 12 exons. The record is from RefSeq and is a predicted model, not a curated record. NCBI's taxonomy places the organism in Eukaryota, Metazoa, Chordata, Mammalia, Carnivora, Ursidae. Gene Ontology annotation, molecular function: transmembrane transporter activity. Gene Ontology annotation, cellular component: membrane.
CAGCCAGACCCUCUUUUGGAGAGCAGGGGCCUGGAGACUCAUCUCAUUUCCUGUCCCAUGAAGCUCCUCUUCCCCAUCGCAGCCACCGAAGCCGCAGGCCGAGUGCAGGGGACCAGCAUGUCCGGUCACCCGGGGUGGGCCCCCCGCAGGCUUUGGAGCCCGGGGUGGUGAAACCGCGAUGGCCAGCCUGCGGUGGGCUCAGGAGGAACCUGUGAUAAGAUGUUCAGCAGUUAGCACAGCUGCUCUGAGCUCGGGAGGCUGGGAACCCACAGGAAGUGACUCGGGGCAGAGCCGACGUGCCCGUGUCCCGGCAGCCGUCCCGGGACGGGAGCCUAAGCGGGCGAGGCCGGGGGCAUGUCCGCGGAGUGCCGGGAGCCAGGGCCAGGCGGGAACUCUGGGGCCUCGGGCUCAGGAGCGUGCCCGCCUCGGAGCACGUCCGCGCCCUGGCGCCUGCCCCGCUGGAGAGCUGGCGCGGCCGCCGCGGUGCUCUGCUACGUUAACCUGCUGAACUACAUGAACUGGUUCAUCGUCGCAGGGAUGCUGCUGGACAUACAGAACUUUUUUCAGAUCCGAGACAGCAAUGCCGGUUUGCUUCAGACAGUCUUCAUCUGCUGCCUGAUGCUGUCUGCACCUGUGUUCGGCUAUCUGGGCGACCGGCACAGCCGCAAAGCCACGCUGAGUAUUGGGAUCCUGCUCUGGUCAGGGGCAGGCCUGGCCAGCUCCUUCAUUUCCCCCCAGUAUUCCUGGCUCUUCUUCCUGUCCCGGGGAGUCGUGGGCAUAGGCUCGGCCAGCUACUCCACCAUCGCUCCCACCGUCCUGGGCGACCUGUUUGUGCGGGACCAGCGGACCCGGGUGCUGGCCACUUUCUACAUCUUCAUCCCCGUCGGAAGUGGUCUGGGCUACGUGCUGGGGUCGGCCGUGUUGCAGCUGACUGGGAACUGGCGUUGGGGCUUCCGAGUCAUGCCUUGCCUGGAAGCCGUGGCCUUGAUCCUGCUUAUCGCGCUGGUUCCAGACCCACCCCGGGGAGCUGCUGAGAAGCAGGAAGAGGCCGUGGGGACCCCGAGGAGCAGCUGGUGUGAGGAUGUCAGGUACCUGGGGAGAAACUGGAGUUUUGUGUGGUCGACCCUGGGGGUGACCGCCAUAGCCUUUGUGACUGGAGCUCUGGGCUUCUGGGCCCCCAAGUUUCUGUUUGAGGCCCGUGUGGUACACGGGCUGCAGCCUCCCUGCCUCCAGGAUCCGUGCAACAGCCAGGACAGCCUGAUCUUUGGGUUACUCACCGUGGUGACUGGCAUCAUUGGGGUUGUCCUGGGAGCAGAGGCUUCAAGAAGGUACAAGAAAGUCAACCCACGGGCUGAGCCCCUCAUCUGUGCCUGCAGCCUGCUUACCGCUGCCCCCUGCCUCUACCUGGCUCUCGUCCUGGCCCCGGUCACUCUCCUGGCCUCCUAUGUGUUCCUGGCCCUGGGGGAGCUGCUUCUGUCCUGCAACUGGGCCGUGGUUGCUGACAUCCUGCUGUCCGUGGUCCUGCCCCGGUGCCGGGGCACAGCAGAGGCACUUCAGAUCACGGUGGGCCACGUCCUGGGAGACGCCGGCAGCCCUUACGUCACUGGACUCAUCUCUGGCACCCUGAGGGCCGGCCGUCCUGACUCCUACCUGCAGUCCUUCCUCAGCCUUCAGCAGAGCUUCCUGUGCUGUGCCUUCGUCAUCGCCCUGGGGGGCGGCUGCUUCCUGCUGACCGCGCUGCGGCUGGAGAGGGACCAGGCCCUGGCCCGGCAGCCUGGCACAGGGACCCCCGACAGCAAGGACACGGAGCGCCGAGCCCUGCUUUCCGGCACCGGUGUCGCCGCAGAGAACCCCUGAGGCCCCCGCGCCCCAGCGAGCAGGUCCCGUUCACCCUGCUUGCACCACGCCUGCCGGUCCCCCCAGCACCAGCGCCUCUGUCCCCCUUUGGCUGUGGCUCCGGGACCCCGGCCGAGCUGCACCUGCCACAGCUUCGCUCCCAGCCGGGGAGCUGGCAGGGCCCGCGGCCGGGCUGGGGAUUGAGCUGUCAGCGCUGUCUGCAGGAGGCCUGGGCCCGUGCCUCUCCCCGCACGAGGCCGCUCCAGCCUGGGGCCCCCCGCCUGGCUGCCGUGGGCCCUGAUUCAAGUGUGGCCCGUGGAUUCAGGCCGUUUACAACCCUGUUAGAGCCUCCAGGUGUCUCUGCUGGGAGUGGGGGCGGGGUGCGGGGGAGGGCAGCCCGGUCCAGGGAGCAGGGCUACUCCCCACCUGGACCCCUCACUUUUCAGGUCAGGAGGGCAGAGGACACCCCUUUGCCCGAGGCACCCUCUGAACCGAAGGUGGGGGCCAUCCGCUAGCCUCGGAGGGCGGUUUCCACUCUGGUGCUGAUGUGGCUUCAAGCGCCCGGAGGAGGAACGUCAGACCCCACCCCGAGUCAGCUGCCCUGGAACCACGCUGGGGGGCUCGCACCCCAGCCCCCCACCUGCCGGUCAUGCACCAACCCCGGCACAGCGCGUGGGGAGGGCUGGCUCUGCGGGACUCCCACUUGCCGCUGGGCUCAGAGCAAAUGGGCGCGGCAGGAGACCAGCAGCUUCCAGGCAGGCAGCCGUGGGGAGGCAUGUCCUUUCUGCCCGGUGAGCACGAGCUUCUCUCCUCCACCCCUGGUGCCUGGCCAGCAGGGCCUGCCUCCCAGGCACCAGGCUCUCGCUCACCUCCUGACCCUUGCUUGCCCCGUCCCUGCCUCUCUGCCCCCACUGCUGGAUGGACAGGCUCCAGGAAUGGACCCUCCAGCUCAGCGCACGCCUGCCCCCCCUUCCCAGCCCUUCCUCAGGAGUGGCCACCCCUAGGCUGACCAGCCCCUCCACCUGCAAUCUGACCCUUGGAGCUCAUAGAACGGGCUGCCCCUGAACUUAUAAGGAAAAGCCUAUUUGGUAAGGGACCUGCACCCAGUUACAGUGUACGCAGGGUUCCCACAUCUCUAAGCAGUUUUCUCCUACCCUCCACUCGUUUCUGACCCUGUGUACCCGGACGUAAGGUCAAAGUCCACGGGGUAAGGGUUCAGUCCUACAAGACGGCUCGCCCCCGGCCCUGCCCACUGGACAGGCCAAGCACAGGUGCACGUCUUCAGCUGUGCUUCUAACAGACCGGCUAUGAAUCAGAGGCUCCCAUGUCCCGUCCUCAGGUUCUGUUAACGAGAUAGAGCGGCUCACAGAGCUCAGGAAACUCAUUUACUCAUUAGAUAACCGGUUUAUAAUAAAAGGACACAACUCAGGAACAGCAGGUGGAAGAGAGGCCCAGGGCAAGGUGUGGGGCGGGGCAGGGCUGCCCUGCCCCCUCCAGGAGCCCCACUCCGCCAGCACCCCCACAUGCUCACCCGAUUCUUUUUGGCUUUUAUGGACGCUUCAUUACUUAGACACCAUUGAUUAAACCAUUGGCUUUUGGUGAUUGAUUCAA